AUGUGUCGUGAUGCUAAGAGAAAACAUAUUUAUGAUGAGGUUGAAAAUUCUCAUUCCGCUCAGAUGUGGAAAUUUCUUAGAACUCUGGGUAUAGGCAAAUCACAUAAUGAUUCUAAUAUCUCGUUUGAUUUGACUGCACUCAACCGGCACUUUUCUGAGCCUCCGAUUUCUAUUGAUGAAUCUAUUAAGUCAACUACACUUAAUCUUCUCUCCAAUUUUCCUAAGCCGCUGUGUUCUCCUUUUAAUUUUAGUAAAGUUACUGAUGGUGACAUAAAAAAAUGCCUUUUAUCUAUUUCCACUAAAGCUAUCGGUUAUGACAAUCUUUGUAUGCAAAUGAUUAAACCUGUCACUAAUGAACUUGUCCCUAUUAUCACUCACAUUAUCUAUUCUUCGCUUGAGACGAGUUCCUUUCCGACUUGCUGGAAAAAGGCAUUCGUCAUUCCCCUUCCAAAAACUUCUAAUCCUACAUCUUUAUCCCAAUUCCGACCUAUUUCUAUUCUUCCAAUCUUAUCUAAAGUACUAGAAAAUAUAGUUCAGAGGCAACUGUCUCAUUUCCUAACUGUUCACAACUUGCUGAGUCCUUUCCAAUCUGGUUUUCGUCCAGGCCAUAGCACAGUCAGCGCUCUGAUUAAAGUGUCUAAUGAUAUUCGCUGGGCCAUGGACAAAAGACUACUCACUGUCCUAACAUUAUUGGAUUUCAGCAGUGCAUUUAAUUCCGUUGAUUAUGACAUACUUCUUGGUAUUCUUUUGUCCUUAAGCAUUUCACCAUCAGUAAUCUCUUGGUUUAAUUCUUACCUUAGGGGUCGCUCUCAGUGUGUCCGCCAUGAGGAGGAUUUCUCCGAAUGGUGCGAUCUCACGGCGGGUGUUCCUCAGGGUGGUGUUCUUUCCCCACUUCUCUUCUCUAUUUUUAUCAAUGCUCUCACUACUGUUCUCUCCUCUCAUUAUCAUCUCUAUGCUGACGAUUUGCAAUUAUACCGUCAUUUCAAAGUCCAAGAUAUAUAUGAGGCUAUUAAUAAGCUAAAUGUUGACUUAAGUAGCAUAAGCAGUUGGGCAAAAUCAUUUGGUCUUCUUGUUAACCCUGCUAAAUCCCAAGUAAUGAUUAUCGGCAGCUCAUAUAUGCUUAAUUUAUUAGAUCGUUCGAAGAUCCCUGCAGUAACGUAUGAUAAUACUCAAAUUCCAUAUACAGAGACUGCUAAGAACUUAGGUGUUAUUUUUGAUAAUAAUUUGUCAUGGGUUGCUCAUAUUAAUAUGAUUAGCAGAAAAGUGAACUACUCUUUCCAAUCUCUCAAGCGCCUCCAGAUGUUUUUACCGUUAAAAACUAAGAUAACCUUAGUUCAAGCACUUCUUCUUCCUCUCAUUGACUACACUGAUGUUAGUUUUUUAGAUGCUUCAGAGGAGCUGUUGAACAAACUGGAACGCAUUCAAAAUUUGUGUAUACGUUUUAUUUUCGGUCUUCGUAAGUUUGAUCAUGUAUCAGAGUACAGGGCUCAAUUAAAAUGGCUUUCUAUCCGUAAACGUCGAGACUUACAUGUGUUAUUAUUUCUUUACUUUCUUCUCUUUAAUUCUCUUGCACCUCCAUAUCUUCGCGAGCGGUUUGAGUAUCUUGUACCUCGUGAAACUCAGUGCCGGACCACUAAACAGCUGCUUCUCAAAACUCCUUCUCAUUUCACAAGCCGAUGUGGUGGAUCCUUUACUAUAAGGGCGGUCAAGCUAUGGAACUCACUUCCACAUGACAUACGUGCUAGCUCUUCGCUUGAUAUAUUUCGGAGCAGAGUAAAGAAAUAUUAUCUGUCAACUUAG
This is a messenger RNA of Parnassius mnemosyne (clouded apollo), 1800 nucleotides long. The record is from the annotation of a GenBank genome assembly. NCBI's taxonomy places the organism in Eukaryota, Metazoa, Arthropoda, Insecta, Lepidoptera, Papilionidae.